UGACGAUUCCAGAAGAAAAAUUAAUAUCACUCUAUCGUCACAAUAGCUGUAUAAUAAAACUUCAAUCACCUUUUCAUUCAACUACAACUGCUCAAACAGCAUUGAAAGGAAAUUGUAUUACCUUCCUUCAAAAUGUACCAAAUAUUGUCAAUAGUUUGCCACUUACACUUGCUGAUCUUUGUGAUACACUUAAAGUAAUUUUUAUUGGAGCUCGGCUACCUGAUCGUCUUCAUCUUAAAAAAGUUUUAACAGUACGGAAGAAGAGAAUUAUUCAGGCAUUACAAUGGCUAAAAAAAUAUAAUAUACUUUAUCAAAACAUCAACAUAAAUCUUGAAAAUAUUGCUCAAUUACCAGAAGAUGAUGUACCCGAAUGCAUCAUGUCAACUUUAGAACAAAAGAUAGGUGAUGAAGAAGGUCAAUCUGAAAGAACUGGAUAUGUUCCUAAUCCAUUAAUGAAUCCAAAAGAAUGCACUACUGCAGAUGUCAUAUCUAUCAGUAACAGUGGUGUUCUUGAUGUUAAUGGCUCAUCAGUAUCAUCAGAUGAGAUUGUUAAUUACUUUUUACACAAAAUAAAAACAAAUGACCAAGCAGUUACUGAAAACGUUUACUUAAUUCCACAUUCAUCGAAAUCUGUCAAUGAAUAUUUCAAUCCAAAAUUAUUAACUGGUUUAUAUCCAACUUUAUUCUGUUAUGGACGAGGAGCACCUGGAGAUCAAUCACGUCCAAUUGAAAUCAAAUUUAAAGAACAUAUACGUUAUCUAUUAUCUUAUAAUGAUCGUCGCUUUGAAACAAAUCAUAGUUUCAUAUUUGUAGUUUUCCAACUUAUUGCAACGACGUGA
This is a messenger RNA of Rotaria sordida, 839 nucleotides long. Lineage: Eukaryota; Metazoa; Rotifera; Eurotatoria; Philodinida; Philodinidae. The record is from the annotation of a GenBank genome assembly.